This is a messenger RNA of Odontomachus brunneus, 3596 nucleotides long. RefSeq names its product sphingosine-1-phosphate lyase (gene Sply). The coding region runs from base 851 to 2473 and encodes 540 amino acids. Gene Ontology annotation, molecular function: pyridoxal phosphate binding; sphinganine-1-phosphate aldolase activity. Gene Ontology annotation, biological process: sphingolipid catabolic process; carboxylic acid metabolic process. The record is from RefSeq and is a predicted model, not a curated record. The transcript has 9 exons. NCBI's taxonomy places the organism in Eukaryota, Metazoa, Arthropoda, Insecta, Hymenoptera, Formicidae. Gene Ontology annotation, cellular component: endoplasmic reticulum.
AUCGUUAGUAAGCUCAACUUUCCUUGCACUUAUAAAAAUUUUAUUUAAUGUUUAAUUUAACUGAGAGAGAAAGAGAAAAUUGGGUAAUUAUUUAGAACAACUAUCUUUACCUCCGAUUUUGAUGAAAAUAGGCUUAUUCGACGCGUUCUUGCAUAAAAUAAAAGAAUCUGGCCGAAAAAAAUGUUGCUCUGCCUCGCGAAGAAAGACAUUUAGCAUUAAAGUUAGUCACAUCCAAGGUUAAGGAAUCUGUCAUCUGAACGUAAUGCGAACUAGACUUGUACUGAGAUAUGUUCAACACACACUCAAUUAUUUUCUGCUAUAAUUUAGGUUUUUGAUUAAAGCAGAGAAUUUAUAUAUAUAAUUUCAAAUCUUCGCCUUAUUAAAUGGUUCAUCGUGCUUAUUCCUGAAAGGAAAUAAUGUGAUUUAAGAUUGGUGAGAAAUGACUUAUUGAUCGAUGUCAAAAAGACGUCGAAAUCGUCAAAUAGACGUCUUUUCGACGUCGAUCGAUAAGUCAUUUCUCACUGGGAAAUAAAUAUAAAUAAAAUGACAAAAUAAAUAUUUACUGCUAAAUUCUCUAUUUUAAUCUAAAACAAAAAUUCACAUAAAAUCUAAAUUAUAGCAGAAAAUAAUUGAGUGCGUUGUUGAACGCAUCUCAAUACAAGCCUAGUUCGUAUUACGUUCAGAUGACAGAUUCCUUAACCUCAGAUGUGACUAACUGUAACGCUAAAUAUCUCUCUUCGCGAGGUAGAGCGAUACUAUUUUCGGUCAGAUUCUUUUAUUUAUGCAAAAACGCGUCGAAUGAGUAUUUUCAUUAAAAUCGGAGUGUUUAGUAUUACAAUCUUUAGGAAACAUGCAUCUCCCUUUUGCGGAUGUUCCAGCAAAAUUCAUAAAUAAUUUAUUUCAAAAUAAGGAACCAUGGCAAAUAGUAACUAUGACUACAACUACUACUCUUGCUACAAUAUGGUUAUGGAACUUCAUUUUUCAGGAUGAAAGUCUCACGAUACGUGCAAAGAAACAAAUAUUCAAGCUAGCUCGUUAUAUCCCUGCCAUUCAAGAUAAAAUAAACAAGGAAUUAACAAAUGUUAAUGAAGCUUUUCAAAAAGAUGCGUUAAAUCGAUUGAAAGAUAUUCCAUUUACUGUAAAGCUUCCUGCAAAAGGAUUAAGGGAUGAAGAAAUAUUAAAUAUCGUAAAACAACAUGUUCAUAUAGGUAACUAUGAUUGGAAAGCAGGUCAAGUAUCAGGAACAGUUUACAGAAAUGAUGAUAAACUUGUAAAUCUCAUGGGAAAUAUAUAUGCUAUUGCAUCAUAUACAAAUCCAUUACAUCCAGACGUUUUUCCCGGUGUUUGUAAAAUGGAAGCAGAAGUAGUUAGAAUGGCCUGUAAUCUGUUUCAUGGAGAUCAUGAAACUUGUGGAACUAUGACUACAGGUGGUACAGAAUCAAUUUUAUUAGCUUGUAAAGCAUAUAGAGAUUAUGCUCGUGCAGUCAAAGGCAUAAAACAUCCAGAAAUAGUGAUGCCUGUUACUGCUCACUCAUCAUUUGACAAAGCUGCACAGUAUUUUAAUUUAAAAAUACGUUCUAUACCUGUCAAUGAUAAUAGUUAUACAGUCUGCAUUAAAUCUAUGAAAAAGGCAAUUACAAGAAAUACAAUAAUGUUAGUAGGAUCUGCACCAAAUUUUCCCUAUGGCACAAUGGAUAACAUUGAAGAAAUUUCUGAAUUAGGUAUGAAAUAUAACAUACCUGUUCAUGUAGAUGCCUGUUUGGGUGGCUUCCUAGCCUGUUUUAUGACUGAUGCUGGUUAUAAUUUCCCACCUUUUGAUUUUCGACUUCCUGGUGUGACCAGUAUAUCUGCCGACACUCAUAAGUACGGAUAUGCUCCGAAAGGAUCUUCAUUGAUUCUUUAUAGAAACAAGAAAUAUCGGCAUCAUCAAUAUUCAAUUAGCACAGACUGGCCUGGUGGUAUUUACGGUUCUCCAACCAUAAACGGAUCUCGAGCAGGAGGAAUUAUAGCCGCUUGCUGGGCCACGUUAAUACAUUUUGGAUAUGAUGCCUAUGUAGAGUCUACUAAGAGAAUAAUCGAAACUACUAAAUACAUCGAGAAUAAAUUGAGGAAACUGGAUGGAAUUUUUAUUUUUGGUACUCCAGCUACAUCUGUUAUUGCAUUAGGUUCAAAUCAAUUUAGUAUUUAUCGACUAUCGGAGGCUCUCAAUAUCAAAGGAUGGAAUUUGAAUACACUACAAUUUCCUUGCGGUAUACACAUAUGUAUUACUUAUGUACAUACUGCACCAGAUGUAGCUGAUCGCUUCUUACAAGACGUCGAGUAUGCAUUGACAGAAAUUUUGAAGGAUCCACAUAGUGAAGUGGAAGGAAAGCUUGCAAUGUAUGGAAUGAGUCAAAGCAUCCCAGACAGAACUGUGGUCAGUGAUUUUACGAGAUCCUUCUUAGAUGCCAUGUAUCAUACUGGUGAUAAUUAAAUAUACAUUUGCAGUUGACAUAAAAAUUAAUUUUAUACAUUAUGGAUAUAUUUUACAUAAUAGGUGAUGGAAUAUUUUAGAGAUAAUUAACCAGUUUUGAAGUAGAAAUAUUGUUCCAUGUUUACCAAAGUAUGAUUGUGUUUUCACAUAUACCCAAGAAAAAAUAUUCCCAAGAAAAAAUAUUCAUACAAAUUAUAUUAAGAGUCCUGGGUACACGUAUCAUCUAUAUCUUUUUAAUGACGUCAGAAACGAAAAACGCAUGCGAAGAAUUCUUGCGAAAUACGUUCACAUAAAACUAUAUGUCCAUAAAACAUUUGCGAUUAAGCACACUUCUAAAAUAUUCUUUAUAAAAUAUUUUGUCCUAACAAUAUAAAUUCUAAAAUAUUUUGUUCUAACAAUAAAUAUUCGUAAAAUUAAUAUGAAAGUAUAAUGAGGAAAUUAAGUUAAAAAUGAAAAUUAUGUCACAUUAAUUUUAUGAUUGUAUCCAUAUUAAUUUGAUAUGAAUACUCAGUAGCCUUAAAUUAUAUGUGAUUAUAUAUAAAAUAACCCAUACUUAUGAAUUUUGUCUAUAUGACUAUAUAGUAAACGUAAAAUUAGAUGUAAUUGUAAAAAAUGUGAUGUUGAAUAAACAGAAAAAAAUUUUUUAAUUGGCAUCAUUAUGACAUCAUUACGGCAUCAUCAUGACAUCACGCUAUAUAAACUGCUAUAAACAUAAGUAUUUACUUAAAUUAUAUUUAUAUAAAAUUUGUUCAUUGUGAAUAUAUAUAAUUAUGUAUUAUUAUAUAGUCAUAUAAUAACAAUAUUCAUAUAUAAUCGUACAUAAUUUUUUUUGGGUGUAACUUAAAGACUGAUCAUAUAUCUUGUGAUUACUAUAAAAGAAUGAUCGCACAUGAUUGUUUAGACUUUCAUAUAGAAAAUGAUACCAAAAGCCAAUAGACUGAGAGGGAAAUAGCAGAGAAAUUUAUUUUUGACAUAUAUUGUAAUACCAAAUUUAUAUGUGCAAAUAUUUAUCUAUAAAGAACAUAUUUAUCUGUAAAGAAAUUAUUUAUAAUAUAUAAAAAAGAAAAUGUGCAAAUGUGUUAAGUCUACUCUGAAAUAAAUAUUAUAUUUUAUUCUGAGAGAA